AUGGAUGUCAUCUUUUCCCUGGGACAUUUUUGUGAAUUGGAAGGCCCCUCAAUAAUUUUCUGUACUCAAAAAUUACUUCGUUCUGAGCUGGGUGAUCAGUUCGAUAUACCCUCAGCGCCAAGAUCUUCCGCAGCGUCGGAAGAUAAUAUUGAGUCUGAAGUUCAGGAAUCUUCAGAAGACCCUAUGUUAAGUUCUACAGAGUCUUUAUUCAAAAGUGACCCUGAAGACGGUAACCAAAGGCAAUCAAAAGCCACUGAUUCUCCUCGUAUUCAAUCAGCUGGCUUAAGCUCGUCGGCUCGCCAAAGUCCUGUAUCACGAAAACCUGCUUGUGUUACUUGCAGCAUAGUUCUUCCAUGUGAAUAUGUAUUACCAGACGUUCCUCCGCGACUUAUUUCUCUUUCUACAAGAAACCCAGACAUCGUUUAUAUAUCUAGUCAGUAUCCCCGAAAUCAGAAUCGGUACUCUAUUUUGAGGAGGCUGAUGGUCCGAUGCCUCAGUUGUGAGUAUUCAAUGUCGUCAGAUAUUUCAGAAUCCAUGUCAAAUCCGCUAUUCUUUGGAGAUCAAGAAAACGGAUAUGUGAUUGCUCAAUCUUUUUCGUUGCAUGAUCCGCAUGCUCGUGGCGGUUUGCGACGGUACGCAUUCGUUGCACUGAGCAAGAGUGAUCAUGAAUUAAUCAACAGAUAUAGCUUCAUUGUUGAAAAAUUCUCGCAGAUGGUCCAGUUCCUUCGGCUCUCAUCCACGAAAACUACCACGAACUAUCCUAUGUCGCAUAACAAGACUUCUUCCGUCGGUGGAACAUUCGCUUCACCUACCUCAAAUACUUCUUCCUUAUCCAAUUCCUCAAAUUUACCUGGUCAUACACCUUAUGGAAUGUCCCCAAACAGUAGCACAGCGCCAUCUACAUACUUGUUGUCUCAAAGAUUGCCUUCUUUUAGUUUUUUACGGAGGCGUGAUGGAGUAGGAGAAGGUCGAAAUUUAGCUGAUAUUACCUGUUGGGAUGGAGUCUUCAUCGGCAUCCAUAGUUCAUUUAGUUGGAUACUUGACAUCUGGGAUCGGAUUGAUUUAACAUGCUAA
Messenger RNA from Schizosaccharomyces osmophilus, 1074 nucleotides. It is a transcript of the gene bhd1, whose product is annotated as folliculin, BFC/FNIP-Folliculin complex subunit Bhd1. The transcript has a single exon. Gene Ontology annotation, cellular component: cytosol. Gene Ontology annotation, molecular function: GTPase activator activity. NCBI's taxonomy places the organism in Eukaryota, Fungi, Ascomycota, Schizosaccharomycetes, Schizosaccharomycetales, Schizosaccharomycetaceae. The coding region runs from base 1 to 1074 and encodes 357 amino acids. Gene Ontology annotation, biological process: positive regulation of TORC1 signaling; positive regulation of GTPase activity. The record is from RefSeq and is a predicted model, not a curated record.